Molecule: messenger RNA, 1118 nt
Organism: Drosophila eugracilis
Lineage: Eukaryota; Metazoa; Arthropoda; Insecta; Diptera; Drosophilidae
Gene: Df31
Product: brain acid soluble protein 1
Exons: 3
Coding region: 89-643 (184 amino acids)
Source: RefSeq, a predicted model, not a curated record
GAGUCGUGUUUGGCGCAUACCAAAGCCCGCUAUUUUAACGUGUUUUCGCGCUUCGCUUUCGAAAACUUAAAACCAACAGUAAUUCAAAAUGGCUGAUGUGGCUGAGCAAAAGAACGAGACCCCUGUUGUCGAGAAGGUCGCAGCUGAGGAAGUCGAUGCUGUGAAGAAGGAUGCUGUUGUCGCCGAGGAGGCAGCAGCUGAGAAGCCAACCACCACAGAGAACGGUGCCGCCGAAGAGGAGAGCGCCGCCAAGGAGAACGGAGCAGCGGCCGCCGACAGUGCGACACCCGCCGAGGCUGACGUCGUCGAUAGCGAAAAGGCGACCGAGGCAGCUGCUCCUUCCGCCGAUGAUGAGAAGGAUGAGAAGAAGGACGAGGAAAAGAAGGAGUCCGCUGACGUCGAGGUGGCCAAGAAGGAGAGCAGUGAAGCAGCUCCAGCUGCUGCUGAGAACGGCGCCGAAGAGGCAGCCAACGGCGACUCAACAGAUGCUCCCGCCGUCGAGGCUGUUAAACGGAAGGUAGAUGAGGCCGCUGCCAAGGCCGACGAGGCCGUUGCCACGCCGGAGAAGAAGGCGAAGCUGGACGAGGCCAGCACAAAGGAUGAGGUGCAGAACGGGGCCGAGGCUAGCGAAGUGGCUGCCUAAAGGAAUCACCCGCAGUGCAGCACACUCAGAAAUCUACUUAUAAAAUACUUACUAACAACAACAAACAAACGCAAAUCACACAAAUUAUGGUUCUACCGCCAGCGAAACGCACCGAAUCACCCAACGUCCGCAAGUGUGAGCGGGUGAUGUGUGGAUGACUGCGUGGGCGGGCUGGCGCAAUUCUCCAAUAACAAUCCUGCAAUGGGAGCGUAGUCUUAUAGCGUCUCUGUCUUUACUAACAACCAACCAACCAACCAACCAACAACAAACGAGAAACAACAAAAAUCCAUUAUCAUUUAAAACCUUACUUAAAACUUAACUUUAAAGCAAAGUAUAUAUAUAUAAAGCGAAAGAUUAUGAGAAAAAAUAAGCGAAAUUAAGAAGCGAGACCCUCUAUGUUUUAAGAUUAAAAGUUGUAAACAAAAAGCGUCAAAUUUAAUAAUUGUAAUAAUAAAUACGAAGCGAAUGAAAAAAA